AUGAAUCAACUCUUACUUUACUUUCAGUUUGUCUCCACUACUGUGCGAAGAGGAGGAAGCGAAGGAAUGGCAAAUGCAAAAUUGUCUGUUGAGGAUCCAGUUUCUGAGGAAAACGAAUUUGUGGUGUCAGAGAAGAAAAGGAAGGGCUUUGUCGGAUGCCGCAUUAACAACUGGUUCAUGAUUAGCACCAUUAUCGAUGUUGCCAUCGGUUUCGCUGCCGGAUUUGGCAUUCAAAAAGCCGGUUUGAAUGAAACUGGCAAAAUGUGGCUCGGAAGGAUAAUGGCUCAAACACUAGGAUCUGGAUCAGCUCCUCAGGAUAAUCUCCCGAGUUCAAAAAACCAAAUUUCCUACAUCUUCAAGGACCUUUUGCUCUGUGUUAUUGCAACACUUGAUGCUACUGUUCAUUGUUGGCAGUGUAGAACUAACAAACCUCUUUCCCAUCGAUGUGGGAUGGUAGCCUUUCCACAUCUACUCCACAAACUGUGGCCGAAUUCGUUUGAUAAUCACAUAGCUCCAAAUGAAUACCGUUUGUCAACACCAACUAGAAGUAUCGAAACACCUAAAGAUUUCUUCCAUGUAAUUCUAGGAUAUGCUAUCAUUUUCUGUCCGGCAUUUAACCUUAUUUGUUUUGAAUUUACAACUUGA
This is a messenger RNA of Echinococcus granulosus, 645 nucleotides long. RefSeq lists its product as hypothetical. NCBI's taxonomy places the organism in Eukaryota, Metazoa, Platyhelminthes, Cestoda, Cyclophyllidea, Taeniidae. The record is from RefSeq and is a predicted model, not a curated record. The transcript is spliced from 5 exons. The coding region runs from base 1 to 645 and encodes 214 amino acids.